This is a messenger RNA of Temnothorax curvispinosus, 1757 nucleotides long. RefSeq names its product sulfotransferase family cytosolic 1B member 1-like. Gene Ontology annotation, cellular component: cytoplasm. The record is from RefSeq and is a predicted model, not a curated record. Bases 1 to 795 code for a protein of 264 amino acids. Gene Ontology annotation, molecular function: sulfotransferase activity. Gene Ontology annotation, biological process: sulfation. NCBI's taxonomy places the organism in Eukaryota, Metazoa, Arthropoda, Insecta, Hymenoptera, Formicidae. The transcript is spliced from 6 exons.
AUGAAAUUCUUAAAAGUGAUCCAGAUCCAGGUCAGGUGUACGACGAUGACCCAGGAAAUUGUAUGGUUGGUGGCGAACGACAUGAAUUUCGACGAGGCACAUCGAAGAUAUUUAGUAGAAAGAUUUCCUUUUGUCGAGAUAGGAGCUUUGUUCGACGACUAUAUCGCGAAAGACGUUCCUGGUAGGAUUAAUACGGAAAGAAAUAGCGUCGAAUUUGUGAAAAGUCAGCCCUCGCCGCGUUUCAUUAAGAGCCACAUGCCUCUCGAACUGUUGCCGACAGUUGUAAAUAGUACUUGCAAGAUUAUCUACGUUGCAAGAAAUCCAAGAGACGUGGUUGUCUCGUGGUAUAAAUUCCAGAAAUCUUUGAAACUGUAUGAGGGAUCUUCCGAACAGUUCUGUAAUAAUUUCAUGAAUGACCACACGCUAUGGAGUCCUUAUUGGGAACACGUGAAGGAAGCGUGGAUGAUAAGACACAGAGCAAAUAUAAUGUUUCUCUUCUACGAAGAUCUGAUAAAGGAUUUAUCUGGAAACAUAAAAAAAAUUGCUGCAUUUUUUGAUAAGCAUUACAGUGACGAGCAGAUCGUCAAGUUAAUGGAUCAUAUAAGAAUAGAGAAUUUCCGCAAGAAUCCGAUGGUGAAUCAGCCGACUUCUGACAUCGUGAUGCCACCAGAAAUGUUUAUUCGGCAAGGAACGACGGGUGGUUGGAAAGAAGUGUUUACACCGGAGAUCGAGGAGAGAUUUAGCAAAUGGAUCAUGGAUAAUUUAAAAGACACGAAUUUGGCUUUUCCAAGUUAAAUUCGUAGCGAUAGAAGCAAUUGUUGUUGCAGUUUAAAAAUUUUUUUUUCAAGUGUGUUUUAAAUAGACAAGACUAGUAUUAAAAGUUUUUCAACAAAAGAAUUGUAAAGCUCCCUUUCACAUCUUUAAUGGUCGAAACAUGCACGCACACAAUUCGCACAAAAUAUAAGCUAUAUUAUAUUAUAAUAUUAUAUAUUUAUAAUUAUAGCGUAAAGAUUAUAUAUAAUCUAGGACAAUGAAUUUUCAAAAAUUAUAACUGCUUCCCGCGAAUACCGCUAACAAUAAGAUGUUUAGUUUAUAUUUUUAAAAUAUCAUUAAUACUUAUUAAUUUUUAUGGAGCUUAUUAAAAUUUCUGCCAUGAGAAUAACCGCGAACAGAAAAGUUAAUAGAUAAAUUAGUUUUAUAAGUUUUGUUAUUUUUUGAAUCACCGCGGCACCGUGAUCUGCGUUUUAAAACGGUAUCUUUCCGAUUAUUAUAUUUAAUUUAUUAUUAUUUAAUAUGAUUAAUAUAUAAUAUAAUUUAACUAGAUAGAUGUUAGGUGCUUUUCGCAAUUGUUCAAUACCAUUUUUGAUUAUAUGUAUACUGUACAAAUUGAUAACCAAUAUAGUUCAAUAUUUUAUUUAUGAGCUUUAUGGGGUUUAUGGAAUCGCAAGAAGCUAUCACAUUAUCACCACAUUGAGUAAACGAUAACGAUAAGUUCAAUAAUUUUAUCAAAAAAGAUCUGUAUAUUGAAUGUGGUACGCCGACUAGUAUUUAUAAUUAUUAAUAAUUAUUUAUAAUUGUUUUCAUAAUUAAAAGCUAAAUAUGUAAUUUUAUUAAUUAUUACAUUUUAAAUAUUCUCCGAUGAGCAGGCUUUAACGCCCAUUUUUCAUUUUGUUUUAUAAUCUCGAUACAACUCACUUAUUCUAGAUAUUUUAAUUGUUACACUGAGUAAUUAUUAAUUAGAGCAAUUAAAUAAUCGU